UGUCACUUAUUUGUGACUUGGAUUCGGAUUUUGAUUUUAUUUGAAUUUAAAUUAACCUCAAACUAUUCACAUAUUUAAUUUUUGGAAUUCAAUUUUAAAAAAUUACUUAUUUAAAAAAUUAAAUUUAAUUGAAUCAAGCUCUAGAUUUGUACAAUUUUAUUUUUAUAACUAAAUUAAAUCAUAAGGUUUUCAUUGUAAAAAAAAAAAAAAAGUUUUGAGUUUAAUAAUUAUAAAAUUAAUUAAAUUUUGAAGUGUAUUUCCAAUCAGAAGGGCUCCCUCUCUCUGUCUCUCCCUCGUUGGAGAGUUUGGAGCCAAAGCAAAGCUCAGAGCGUCAGAGCUUCGGAGAUCGGAGCUAUCGUUUCGAUUCCCCACUUACAUUUCUCGAUCCUUAUCUCACGGGAAGGCCUGACGAGGGGAAAACGACGGCGACCACCUGGAAUCCACAAUUUCCGGCGACUGCAGCCCCGUUUUCCUCGAAAAGGGGAGAGAAUCAAAGCUAUUUAGUUCUUUUUGCUCCUAGCCGAAACCCCAGCAACCACAAUGAGAGCGUCGAAUGCAGGCAAGCAGGCGAUAGACGAAUACUACAAUGUUGAUGAGCACCUUGCCCAUGUCUUGGAUGAUCUUCCGCAAAACUUUGAGUUCAGAGUUGGUAUGGUUUUUCCUAGUGAGCUUGAAGCAUAUCACACUUAUGUUGCAUAUGCAUUAGGUAAGGGUUUUGGAGUUCGGAAGGAUAAAACUUGCAGGAAUGCCAAGGGUGAGAUCACGCGACGUACCUUUGUGUGCAACUGUGAGGGAUAUCCUCCAUUUACUCCAGCCCAUGAACAAAAGAAGUAUGAGAGAUUAGAAGAAAGGUGUGGGUGCCUUGCUCGUAUCAAGUUUAAAGUAGAAAAUGGUGCUUUUGAGGUACUGGAGUACAAUUCUGAUCACAAUCAUGCGUUUAUCCCUGAAAAUAAAAAACAUUUAAUAAGAUGUGGGAGGAUGGUAUCUGAUCCUUGUAAAGGUGUUCUUGCUAAUAUGGCAAAAGCUGGCAUGGGAGGGACCAAGGCACACAAAGUCUCAGCAAAUGAGGCUGAAGAGGAAAAUGAUUUUGGGUUAAUAAUGCGUAAGCGACAGAAUGUUUUGCAAUCACGAUCAAAUACUAUUGGUGGAGGUGAUAGGCAAUCUCUAAGAUCAAGCACUAUCAGUGCAGGAGACUGGCUAUCUCACAGAUCAAAUACAAUCAGUGGUGCUGAUAGUCAAAGCUUGUUAAAUCAUUUCAAAAGCAAGCAGAUGCAAAACCCAAUGUUUUUUUAUGCAGUGCAAGUUAAUGGGGAAGGUAGGUUGACUAAUUUUUUUUGGAGAGAUAGUCUGUCCAAAGUUGAAUAUGAUUGUUUUAGAGACGUGGUUCUCUUUGAUACAACUUAUCGCACUCACAAAUAUAACAUGGUAUGUGCUUCAUUUGUUGGAGUCAAUCAUCAUUGGAAGAAUGUUUUGUUUGGUUGUGCACUUUUAUUGGAUGAGACUAUUGAUUCAUUUGUGUGGUUGUUUGAAACUGUUUUGGAGGCAAUGGGAAAUAAGGUGCCUAAAAUUAUUUUUACUGGCCAAGACCAAGCAAUCUCAAAUGCCAUUCAAAAAGUUUUACCUAAUACACAACAUCGCUUGUGUGUUUGGCAUAUUGCAAAAAAUGCGGCCCAAAACAUCCCUUAUCUAUUUGGAAAACCAGAAUUUAAGGAUAAAUAUUUCUUUAAACUCUUGCAUGGUUGUGAAACGGAGCAAGAAUUUGAAUCUACUUGGAAGAAAAUGGAAGAGAAAUGGGGCACCAGCGACAAUAAGUGGCUUCAAGGACUAUAUGAACUUAGAUUUAAAUGGAGUGCAGCCUUUAGUCGUGACAUCUUUUCAUUUGACAUUAGGUCCCUCCAGAGAAGUGAGGGUGCAUACAAUGUUUUUCAACAAAUAUCAGCCAAUACAAUGGACCUUAUUAAAUUUGUGCAUUGCUAUGAAGAAGAGGUGAAGCGGAUGAGGGAGGUUGAAGUGCAAGAUGAUUGUAAUUCACAGGAUAAACCUAAACUAUUUGUGAGGAAUAAUAAAAUUUUGACACAUGCAGCUUCUGUGUAUACCCAUGCCAUAUUUUAUAAGUUCCAGGAUGAAUUUUUGCAGAGUAUGUCCGAAUGGGUUUUGAACACUUCUAGUGUUGGAACAGUUCACAACUACACUCUAGCAUGUCAGGAUGGUCAAAGACACCAUGUGAGAUUUAACUCUAAUGAUUGUGCUAUUACUUGCAGCUGUAAGUUGUUUGAGUCAAAAGGGUGGUUGUGCCGACAUGCAUUGUGUGUUUUGAAUGCUAAUAUAACCAUUUCAGAGAUUCCCAGCGCUUACGUUUUAAGGAGAUGGACCAAAGGUGCUAAGGUAGAGGUUAUGCAAAGUGAUUGUCUUUGGGGGCCAGAAAAUUUAUCCCAGUACAAUCAUUUUGGCAAGUUAAUGCUAAAAGCUUUGAUGGUUAUUGCUUUGGCUGCUGAAAAUGAAGAUACAUUCAAAAUUGCAUUGGGACAUUUGGAGACAUUAAUGGAUGAAAUUAGAAAACAGAAAUCGGCCCGGGUUUGUGCUGAUGACGAUAACCAACCUGCCCAGCCGCUUGAAAAUCAUAACAUGCCAUUCACUUCCCUUUUGAGCCAGGGAUCUUCAUCCUCUUAUCAAUAUCCGACUUCAAACGUGCCAAGUGAUUUUGAAGGGCUUGAGGAUUGUUUGUCACAAGAUGGACUAUGAUUGUUGUUCCAUAAUCUUGUGUGACAGAUUGUAAUUAGGUAAGUAGUUAAGCGAUGAAUAAGUAGUUGACAGUAAUCAUACCUGUACUUAUCUUAUAAUUUAUUGCAUUGUUUUGUUUUGUCUUUUCCCGAUGUUACUUGCAAAUGUAUUUAAGUAUUAUUGUGAAUGGAGUUUUGAUUGAUAGAAAA
Messenger RNA from Malania oleifera, 2930 nucleotides. Its product is annotated as protein FAR1-RELATED SEQUENCE 9-like. Bases 541 to 2742 code for a protein of 733 amino acids. Lineage: Eukaryota; Viridiplantae; Streptophyta; Magnoliopsida; Santalales; Ximeniaceae. Gene Ontology annotation, molecular function: zinc ion binding. The record is from RefSeq and is a predicted model, not a curated record. The transcript has 4 exons. Gene Ontology annotation, biological process: regulation of DNA-templated transcription.